GACUGGAGAGAAGGUGGGCAGCAGAAAGAAUAGAUCUUGACCAAACCGCUCCCCCUCUCCCCCACACGGCCGUGGGGCGACGCCGACAGCUUCCCUACAAAUCAGGCACCUUGCCGGAGUCGUCGGAGCUGAGAGCUCCUCUACCUCCAUCAGGGCUCCUCCCUCUCCAGAUCCAUUUCCCCCACCGACACCCACCAACCACUGCCUUCUUCUUCGCCGCCGGCCUAUCGAUCGCCCUGCCCCACCGCCGCCGCCGCCAUGCCUCCCGCCGCAUCAUCCGCCGACGCACCGCCUAGCUCCACCCCGGCUCCGUCCACGACCAAGCCGCCGCGCCCGCGGUACCCGCUGGGGCUGGACGCGCUGGUCUCCCCGGCGCGGUCCCUGCUGGCGGCGGGGCGGCGGUCCCCGGUGACGACGCUGGUCUGCUUCAUCGCGCUGCUGGCGCUCAUCAUGUACGGCGAGGACGCGCGCACCGUCGCCGAGCUCUCCAUCGACGACUACCUCUACCCGGACGCCGACGUCUACAACGUCUCCGGCCUUCCCCCCAUCGCGCUCCCCCCGCCCACCUGCAACCUGGCCCGCGGCCGCUGGCUCUUCGACAACGUCACCACGCCGCUCUACCGGGAGCACGAAUGCACGUUCCUCACCAAGCAGGUCACCUGCCUCGAAAAUGGCCGCCCCGACGAUACCUGGCAGUACUGGAAAUGGCAGCCCAACGACUGCUCCCUCCCCACGUUUGAUGCGCGGAGGUUCAUGGAGAGGAUGAGGGGGAAGAGGAUGAUGUUCGUGGGGGACUCGCUGAACAGGAACCAGUGGGAGUCGAUGGUGUGCAUGGUGCAGGGGGUGCUGAGCAAGGGGAGGAAGAAGGUGAUCAAGAGGGGAUCCCUCACCAUCUUCCACGCCAAGGAGUACCGCGCCACGCUCGAGUUCUACUGGGCGCCAUUCCUCGUCGAGUCCAAUUCCGACAACCCCAGGAUCCACAGCAUCGACCACCGGAUCAUCCGGCCCGAGCGGAUCGAGGGGCACGCCAAGUACUGGCGGGGCGUCGACUACCUCAUCUUCAACACCUACAUCUGGUGGAUGAACACCGCCGACAUGAAAGUCCGGAGGCCCGAUUCGAGGUAUUGGUCGGAGCACGACGAGGUGCCGAGGAUCGACGCGUAUGGCCGGGUGCUCAAGACGUGGUCGGACUGGCUGGAGGAGAAUAUCGAUCCGGCGCGGACAUCCGUCUUCUUCAUGACAAUUUCUCCUCUUCACAUCAGCCCAGAUAAAUGGGGAAACCCCAGCGCGAUCAAAUGCUUCAAUGAGACGCUUCCGGUGCUCAACUACACCGAGCCCUUCGACCUCAACCACGACAUGCGGAUGUAUGACCUGGUAGCAAGCACGUCCAGAUCCAUGAAGAAAGUUCCGGUCACGCUGAUCGACAUCACGAGGAUGUCAGAUUACAGGAAGGAUGCACACACAUCCGUGUAUACCAUUCGGCGGGAUCGUUUGCUGACGCCUAAGCAGAGGGCCGAUCCGGAGAAGUUCGCUGACUGCAUCCAUUGGUGCCUUCCGGGUGUACCAGAUGUCUGGAACACGGUACUCUUCACGAGGAUCUUCUCGAAGUCAUCUCCUCCGCCACUCCCCUCUCUCCCUCCCCAAUGAGAGGCAGGUGUUCAGUUUUCACUCAAUAGGAAAUGUACUGUUGUUCCAUCUUUUUUUUUUGGGAUAGUUUGGGUAAAAGUUAGAGAGGAAAAAAAGAGUGAGCUGUUUACUAACAGUGCGCAAAUUGUUCAAUUGAACUGUAAAUUUAGUUUUGACUUAACCAAUUGAGCAGAUAUCAUUGUAGUAAGCAGUUGCACUGGUAUGAAUUCAGAAGUAGGCGCCAUACCUCAAACAGGAUCGUACAAAGGGGCAUUGCUUAUUUUACAAAUAUUGUAACUGCUGGUGCAAAAGCUGUCUGACAACUUUUUUUUUGUUUUGCAUUUUCCUUUUUCGUAUACUGGAGGAGAAUAUAUAACUCCUAGAAAGAAUGGAUGUUUGCAGAGGGAAUGUAAAGUGGACUUUUACUAGAGAGAAAAGAAAAUGAAAGAGGGAGAAACUGAGAUAUAUACCAUCAGCUAUUCUCUUGUGAUUUUA
Molecule: messenger RNA, 2121 nt
Organism: Brachypodium distachyon (stiff brome)
Lineage: Eukaryota; Viridiplantae; Streptophyta; Magnoliopsida; Poales; Poaceae
Product: protein trichome birefringence-like 28
Exons: 4
Coding region: 259-1647 (462 amino acids)
Cellular component (GO): Golgi apparatus
Molecular function (GO): O-acetyltransferase activity
Source: RefSeq, a predicted model, not a curated record